GAAGGAGGGGGACAGGGUGAGAGCCAAAGAAGAGGGAGACCGAAAAGGAGCGAAUGUUCAAGCCCACAUUGGUUCCUGUUUCAAUCCUGAAUCUGAGUGCAAUGGAGGGAUUUACCAGUAGGAUUUAAUUUUGGAGCUGAAGCUCAUGAGGAGGCAGCCUAUCAGGAGAAGAUCGGGAUUCAAAGGAGCCUUGGUCUAAAUGGGUCCAGUCAUGCCUCCCAGCAAGAAGCCGGAAGCUUCCGGGGUGAGCGUGGCAAGUGGCCUAAGUCAGCUGUACCAAGUGGGCUCAAUCACGCGGGCACUCUGUGAGGCAGAGGAGCUGGAAUUGGCGCUGCCCGUGCCAGCCAUCAAACUGGAGAAAGUGGGUGGCGAGGAUGAAGAGCUGACAAACCUUAACUGGCUGCAUGAAAGCAAGAACUUGCUGACCAGCUUCGGUGACCCCGUGCUGAGGAGCGUGAGCCCGGUGCAGGAGCACGACGACGACCCGCCGCCCUCGCCCGCCACGUCCGACCUUGCCUACGACGCCAAGCACAACCCUAACUGCAAGCCACCCUACUCCUUCAGCUGCCUCAUCUUUAUGGCUAUCGAGGACGCGCCCAACAAGAGGCUUCCAGUCAAGGACAUUUACAACUGGAUCCUCGAGCACUUCCCAUAUUUUGCCAACGCACCCACCGGGUGGAAGAACUCAGUCAGGCACAACCUCUCGCUCAAUAAGUGUUUUAAAAAAGUGGACAAAGACAGGAGUCAGAGUAUCGGGAAAGGCUCCCUGUGGUGCAUAGACCCAGAAUACAGACACAAUCUCAUCCAGGGGCUGAAGAAGACGCCUUAUCAUCCCUACUCCCAAGUGUUCACCACACCUCCCACUUCUCCUCAGGCAUAUCAAAGCGUGUCCAGUCCUCCAAUUUGGCCAGGGAAUCACUUCUACAGAAAAAACAAGGGGGUCCUCCUACCAGUCCCUCAGGGAGUGAUCCGGAAUGGAGCUUGUAUGGUGAGCCCUGGCCUCUUCCCUGGAAUACGACCCCUCGCUAUCAAUCCUAUAGGCAGCAGAGCGGCCGCCGUCAGGUCAGUGUUAGCCAGCUGCAGGAUCCACGGUGAAAGUGGGCCGUCUUGCAACUCCCAGAUGGUCAGCAGCGACCCCAAGGAGGACCACAACUACAGCUUCGGCAAAUCUUCCAGCUCGACACCUGAAAAAACACAGCUAGAUGGUGAAGUGCCCGAACUCAACAUACACGACGCUCCCGCCGACGUGGACGAGGACGACAAGACCAAGAUCAAGAAAGAGCCCAAAGAGUGGGCAGUGGACGCUCUGGCCCUGGCGCAGCACACUAAAUGGCAUCAUUUAACAAAGGCCAAACAGAAAGUGGCCAGUGACAUGCUGCCGUUAAAAAAGAGGCGCACGGAGAAGCCUCCAGAAAGUGAUGACGAGGAGAUGAAGGAGGCGGCGGGCUCUCUGCUCCACCUGGCUGGUGUCAGAGCCUGUUUGAACAAUAUCACCAACCGGACGGCCAAGGGCCAGAAAGAGCAAAAAGAGUCCAUGAAAACUAAUUGACUGUGUUUUGAGAAAGAAAAAAAACAUCACUUUUAAUAGAAUUUACUAUUUUUUUCCAGGACAUCAGGUGAAUUCUACUGAUUUGUGGCAAUAUUAACAAUUACAUUGUUUUGCUAUCUUUAUAAGUAAAGUUAUUG
Messenger RNA from Trichomycterus rosablanca, 1686 nucleotides. It is a transcript of the gene foxn3, whose product is annotated as forkhead box N3. Gene Ontology annotation, biological process: regulation of DNA-templated transcription. The record is from RefSeq and is a predicted model, not a curated record. NCBI's taxonomy places the organism in Eukaryota, Metazoa, Chordata, Actinopteri, Siluriformes, Trichomycteridae. Gene Ontology annotation, cellular component: nucleus. The transcript has 6 exons. The coding region runs from base 200 to 1549 and encodes 449 amino acids. Gene Ontology annotation, molecular function: cis-regulatory region sequence-specific DNA binding; DNA-binding transcription factor activity.